AUGCAGAUCAGACCGAGUUUUCACUGUAAUUCCUCCAGGUACCAAACAGACACAAAAUUUUACGACAAAUAUGACCCAAAGGAGAUAUUAGGACGAGGUGUGAGCAGUGUAGUUCGCCGAUGUGUGGACAAACGGACUGGCCAGGAAUGUGCUGUAAAGAUCAUAGACAUCACACCGUCAGACAAAAUGACAUCUGAAGAGAUACAAGAAAUCCAGCAGGCCACUGUGAAAGAGAUCGACAUUCUUCGAAAAGUGUGUGGACAAAAAAACAUAAUUCAACUGAAGGAUUGUUUUGAAUCAAAGGCCUUCUUCUUUUUGGUAUUUGAUCUGAUGAAGAGAGGCGAACUCUUUGAUUACCUCACAGAAAAAGUCACACUAAGUGAGAAAGAGACACGAAAGAUAAUGCGAGCUCUUCUGGAGGUGGUUGAGUAUCUUCACACCCACAGUAUAGUCCACCGUGACCUGAAACCAGAGAACAUUCUGUUAGAUGAUGAUGUGAAUAUCAAACUCACUGACUUUGGCUUCUCAAUCCAGAUUGAGCCCGGACAAAGACUGAAUGAGGUUUGCGGGACACCAGGUUACUUGGCUCCAGAAAUCAUUGAGUGCUCCAUGGAUCCCAACAGUGCUGGCUAUGGACCUGCUGUUGACCUGUGGAGCGCAGGAGUGAUCUUCUACACUCUUCUGGCUGGAUCGCCACCUUUCUGGCACAGGAAACAAAUGCUAAUGCUUCGAAUGAUUCUUGCAGGACAAUAUGAAUUCAGCUCUCCGGAGUGGGAUGACCGCUCGGACACUGUCAAAGACUUGAUUUCCAGGUUAUUAGUUGUGGACCCGCAAAGUCGUUAUACAGCCACAGAAGCUCUCAAUCACCCAUUCUUCCAGCAGUAUGUGGUUACAGAAGUUCGUGAUUUCAGCCCUUACAGGAAAUUCAAGGUUAUUGCUAUGACCGUUCUUGCUGCCAUGCGUAUCUACUGCAACUAUCGUCGUGCCAAACCUGUCACCAAGGAAGUGAUCCGCAGCGACCCGUAUGCCAUCAAACCUCUACGCAAGAUGAUCGACGCAUGUGCCUUUAGGAUCUAUGGCCACUGGGUGAAGAAAGGGCAAACUCAGAACAGAGCAGCUUUAUUUGAGAACACUCCAAAAGUCAUUCUGCUCUCUAUUGCAGCUGAGGAGAUGGAUGCGCUACCCAGGACUUGGUGAGGCUACAUCACCUCCAUUUACUAGCAGAUACCACAAUUUACCUCAAGAACAUGUUGAUAACGGUCCAAAAAUACACCUCUACUACUACUACGACAGUAUAUUUCCCUCCUUAUUUACAUAGUGACAAGGAAAUGAUAAGUACAUUUUUUUCAGGGGGCUUUUAUUUCCUUUUCAAUUAAAAAAACUACAACUGAGACCUGAACUAUUUAAUAUGUGUACUAUUAUUUAAUCCAAUAUUAUCCAAUAAAUUUUUAUUCAGUUUUGAAUAUAUGAUGCAAUUUUUUUAAAUGUGUAACUAAAUAACUUUAAUGACCAUAAAGAUAGGCUAAAACAAACUCAUUUCACAGUAUUUUGUGUAAAAAGGCAGAUGUAACACUGACGUCCUGCAUGACAGAAUAUAAAAACACACAUUUUUAUUUAUCAUAUUCUCAUAAGCUGCUUUGGACAACAGCUUCAGAAAUGACUGACCAAUUUGGGGUCAAAUGGCAAUGUUACAAAAAGCAGCUAUAUAAUAAAUAAUAGCCUAAAACAAGAUGACUUUGAAUAAUAUGAUUGUAACAGGAU
Messenger RNA from Carassius auratus (goldfish), 1761 nucleotides. RefSeq names its product phosphorylase b kinase gamma catalytic chain, skeletal muscle/heart isoform-like. Gene Ontology annotation, cellular component: phosphorylase kinase complex. The transcript has 10 exons. Gene Ontology annotation, biological process: glycogen metabolic process; protein phosphorylation. Gene Ontology annotation, molecular function: phosphorylase kinase activity; calmodulin binding; ATP binding. The record is from RefSeq and is a predicted model, not a curated record. NCBI's taxonomy places the organism in Eukaryota, Metazoa, Chordata, Actinopteri, Cypriniformes, Cyprinidae. The coding region runs from base 1 to 1197 and encodes 398 amino acids.